Molecule: messenger RNA, 528 nt
Organism: Phytophthora nicotianae INRA-310
Lineage: Eukaryota; Oomycota; Peronosporomycetes; Peronosporales; Peronosporaceae
Exons: 1
Coding region: 1-528 (175 amino acids)
Source: RefSeq, a predicted model, not a curated record
AUGAAAUUCCUUCUUCAGGUUCUCGCAACAACGGCGCUAACGGUGGGUAACGCUGCCGCGCUUAAAAACGGCGUCCAACUAAGCGAAACAUUUGGCGGUCCCCAUGGCAACAAGUACUCUGACCUGGAGUUGGUUGGUCCCGGACAAACCGUGCAAGCCAUCACGAUCCGCUCUGGUGAGCGUGUCAACGGCGUUGGCCUCGAUAUCACGGAUACAUCCGGCCAGAAGGUCAAUUUGUAUCACGGUGGACGCGGAGGCGACAAGAACACACUCACGCUGGGUGCAGGUGAGUACAUUAAUGCCAUCGAGGCACACUGGGGAGAGAAAGACAGCCAUACUCGCAUCAAGUACAUCCGUUUCAACACCACUGAGGGCAAUACAAUUUCUGGCGGCAACCCCACUGAAAAUAUUGGCGUGGACACCGCUCCUGCUGGAUACCAGCUAGGCGGGUUUGUCGGAUACAGCGCCAAGGAGCUCGACUCAGUUGGUGCAAUUUGGACGAGCAUCACCCCGGUAUCGGAGGCUUAA